AUUUAUUUUUUCUUCAUAACAUAAUUAAUAGAACAAUUAAAUUUAUUUGUUCUUACUACAGAUAAUUCUAUUAGAAUAGCAAGCAGUGACACAUAAUACACGAAACUUGACAGGAAAGGAUGAUAAAAUAUAUGAAAGCUCGAUAAGAUUAGGUUUCAACUCCAUUGAUAUAUAACGUACAAUGUACAGUCAGUCAGUCAGUACACAACUAUGUAUAUCAGUGUAUAAGUCAUAAUAUAAAACCUACAAAGUGUUUGCGCUGCAGUUAGUCACUCGACAGACAGCAUCGUGGUAGGAUCGCUGAUAAGCUGUGUUUACAACUUUAUAGCAACAAACACUGGAAUCAGUUUAAAAACAUUUCGAGUCGAGCUUUCUCCAAAUUUACGAUUACGUUCCACGAAAAAUUCUCAGGUAUUUCGGGACCUGCAGAAUCAAAAUAAAGUUAAAUAAAUUCGAAACGAAUAAACCAAUGAAUAAAUUUCAAUCAGUGUUCCCAAAAUUUACAUGACUAAAAUUCUUCAGUUCUUUUAAAUAAACGUCAUAAUGGAUUCAUGGACAGUGGCCCUAGCAUCGGUCGUCGUUGUGGUGACUUGGUUCUACUUUAAAAGGACCUAUAAUUUCUUCAAUGAUCGAGGAAUUCCGCAAACACCAGCCAGCAGAGGGCUUACAAACUUUCUGAAAACCUUUCUUCAACGAAUGUCUUUCAACGAGACAGUUUUGGAUGUCUACAACGUUCAACCUGACGCGAAGUAUGUCGGUUUCUACGAUGUGACGACACCUGUGAUCGCUAUUCGCGACAUCGAGCUGAUGAAGUCCAUCACAGUGAAGCACUUCGAGCACUUCCAAGACCAUCGUUCUUUCUUUAACGACGAUUCAGAUCCUCUGUUCAGCAAGAACCUCUUCGCCCUUCGUGGCGAUCGCUGGAGAGAAGUAAGGACCCUGCUGAGUCCUGCGUUCACGUCUAGCAAGAUGAAGGCAAUGUUCAAUCUGAUGAUAAAAUGCGCCAAUCGUUACGGGGACAUCCUGUGUACGUUGCCCGAGGGUGAGCGAACUUUAGAGCUCAAGGACGCUUUUACCAGGUACACGAACGACGUGAUCGCUACUUGCGCUUUCGGAGUAGAAGUGGACUCGAUGGCCGACAGGAACAACAAGUUCUAUGUGUAUGGCAGGGAGGCUACGAACUUUACUGGUGUGUUGCAGACUUUGAAAUUUUUUGCAGUACGACUUAGCCCUUUCCUAUCGAAGCUAUUAGAUAUAAAGUUGAUAAACAUCAAGAUCGUGAACUUUUUCAAAGAUAUGGUGGCUGACACCAUGAAAUACAGAGACGAGAAUAACAUUGUUCGACCAGACAUGAUUCAACUGAUGAUGGAAACUAGGGGAAAACUGGGCCCAGGGAAAGAGCUCACUAUCGACGACAUGACCGCCCAAGCGUUUGUCUUCUUCUUCGGCGGUUUCGAGAGCACCUCGACCUUGAUGUGCUUCGCUGCUUACGAGAUAGGGGUGAACCCCGACAUCCAGAAGAAAUUGCAAGAAGAGAUCGACGAAGUUUUGGAGAACUGCAAGGGUGAACCAACGUACGACGCGAUCAAUGACAUGAAAUAUCUCGAUGCUAUCAUUUACGAGGCGUUGAGGAUGUAUCCAGUCGUCGUCGCUGCUGACAGAGUCUGCACGAAAGCCUUCGAGCUGCCACCAGCUUUGCCAGGAUUGAAGCCAUACGUUAUCCAGGAAGGCGAAUAUAUUUGGAUACCGAUCUACGGGGUUCAUUACGAUCCCGAACACUUCGAGGAGCCGAACAAAUUCAAUCCUGAUCGGUUUCUCGACGAUCCAAAGAAGAUCGUCAACUCUGGGACGUUCUUGGGCUUUGGAAUUGGUCCGAGGAUGUGCAUUGGCAACAGAUUCGCGCUUCUAGAGACAAAGGUUUUACUUUUCAAUAUUUUCGCUCGUUGCAACUUGAAGCCUUGCUCUAAGACUCUUAUACCGAUGGAGUUGAGUAAGAAAGGGUUCCAGAUGACGUCUAAGAACGGAUUUUGGUUUGAUAUUGAACCGAGGAAGGACACUCAUCCUGUUCUUGUUAGCUGUGUGAGCAGCAUCGCCGGUUAGAAAUAGAUUAUUUAUAUUGUUCCAUUUAUACGUGAUAUAGGUACUUGAAUAGGUCGAUGUAGGGGCAUCUUUCUUUUUUUUAUUUUAAUUUUAUCAUACAAAUUUUAUUGAUAUUUUUUCAUAUCUUCUUGUUAUUCGUCUUCUUUGACCAAUCAUCAUUAGACUGCGGAUCUUAUGCAUUUAUGGCGUUUAAUAAUACGGAAAACAUAUAAAAAAAUAUAGGUACAUAAUGGAUGUAGAAUAUAUUUUAUUUAUUAAUGUAAUAAUUUUGUUUUGAAUAAGUACAUACACCUUCUGACUAUGUUUGCCAUAUAUUUGUUACGAUCGCUUUGGGUAUCAUAAAUGCAUAAGGGUCAUUCCACGCCAAAUCGAUGACUUGUUUUAGUCGAUGUCUUGGAUUUUGUUUCAAACGAAAUAUGUUGUAGUUAAAGUGAAAUUAUAGGCAAAAAUCGCAAUAUUCGAAGGCGUGUAUUUCUCAAACGGUUCCGAAACGAGCAAAAUGAUGACUUAAACCUCUCUUAAUUUUACUUCCACUACAAUAUAUUUCAUUUGAAACAAAAUCCGAGACAUCGAUCAAAACAAGUGAUCGAUUUGACGUGGAAUGAAAUCCCUCGGCUGACUCGACGGACUCAUAACAUCCACAAUUUAAUCAUCGUGUAAGACAUGGAUAAACGAAAUGCUACUAAGUUGCGAGUCUGUUUAUUCCAGUGAGUAAAUAAGCAGGAAACUUUUUAUACUGAGAUUCUGCGUAGUGGUGAUGUAACUAUUUGUGAAGUAAACAGUACCAUUGAUAUCGUUAUAUAUUGAUUCAGCAAUUAAUUUUAAGUCCUGGGACAUAUUCAGAGCAUAUUAAAUAGUAUUAUAAUUUGUGAUUGUAUGAUUUAUAUUUUGUAUAAAGUUCGAUGAGUUUAUUGCUACUUGUACGAGUGUAUCUGUACGAUAAACUGAUGUAUGUUGUUUUUAUAAAUAAUUUGAAUUUAAUAAGUAAUUGUGCUAAUCACAUGUAAUUAAUUAAGAAUUUCCUUUUGAGAUCGAUAAGCCACACUAAUUUUGUAUGCAAAUGAUAUUCUUUGGAGGCUGAAGUAAAGUAAGCGACACACAAUUUGAUGUUUAAUUCAUGUGGAUAUUCAUGUAUAUGUACUACUGGCACUGUGAAUAUAUAUAAUAACAAUUGUA
This is a messenger RNA of Hylaeus volcanicus, 3276 nucleotides long. RefSeq names its product cytochrome P450 9e2-like. The record is from RefSeq and is a predicted model, not a curated record. Gene Ontology annotation, molecular function: oxidoreductase activity, acting on paired donors, with incorporation or reduction of molecular oxygen; heme binding; monooxygenase activity. NCBI's taxonomy places the organism in Eukaryota, Metazoa, Arthropoda, Insecta, Hymenoptera, Colletidae. Bases 544 to 2100 code for a protein of 518 amino acids. The transcript has a single exon.